GGCGCGGUGAGAGGUGGCCGGUGAGUACCGCGGUAUGGGGCUCCGCAAGAAGAGCGCCAGGAACCCUCCGGUGAUGAGCCACGAAUUCAUGGUGCAGAACCACGCGGACAUGGUCUCCUGCGUGGCCAUGUUCUUCGUGCUCGGGCUCAUGUUCGAGGGUACCGCCGAGAUGUCAAUCGUGUUCCUCACUCUGCAGCACGGCGUCGUCGUUCCUGCGGAGGACCUGCUGUCGGGGUCCAAGACCCUGUACUAUUACGGGGUCAAGGACCUGGCCACCGUAUUCUUCUACAUGCUGGUGGCCAUCAUCAUCCAUGCCACCAUUCAGGAGUAUGUGCUGGAUAAGAUCAGCAGGAGGAUGCAGUUCACCAAAGCGAAACAAAACAAAUUAAACGAGGCGGGGCAGCUGAGUGUGUUCUAUGCUGUGUCUGGUAUCUGGGGCAUGAUCAUUUUGACAUCCGAGAACUGCCCUUCAGACCCCACUCUCUUGUGGAGGGCUCAUUCCCACAACAUGAUGACAUUUCAGAUGAAGUUUUUCUACAUCUCACAGUUUGCUUACUGGUUCCAUGGUUUUCCAGAGCUCUACUUCCAGAAAAUCAGAAAGCAAGACAUCCCAGGUCAACUCAUCUACAUUGGUCUCCACCUCUUUCACAUUGGGGGAGCGUACCUGCUGUACUUGAACCACCUGGGGUUGCUGCUGCUCAUGCUCCACUAUUCUGUUGAGUUCCUUUCCCACAUGUGUGGUCUGGUUUACUUCAAUGAUGAGCGCUACCAGAAAGGUCUGUCUCUGUGGGCCGUUGUAUUUAUUUCAGGAAGACUUUUGACACUGAUUGUCUCAGUGGUCACAGUUGGCCUUCACCUGGCUGGACCUCAAACUCAGAAUAUCGAUGCCCUUUCUGGAAACGUUAAUGUGUUGGCGGCUAAGAUCGCUGUUCUGUCCUCCAGUUGCAGUAUCCAGGUGUACAUAACAUGGACAUUAACUACCGUCUGGCUUCAGAGACGGAUAGAAGAUACUAACAUUCACCCCGUGAGGAAGAAGAAACGAUUCAGAUCUAGAAAAGGAACAGAAAAUGGAGUGGAGAAUCCUAACAGAGUAGAUUAUCCCCCAAAGCGGAAAGAGAAAUCUUCAUAAUGAGUGGCUAGCUAAUUGAGUCUCUUCUCCAGAGGAAUCGACUCUUUACUAUGUGCUUUUUCUGUGCUGGCGAUGUUUUUGUCUUUCGAAUAUUGUUUGCUCCGUGAAUAUUGCUACUGUGUUGUUUAAUGUAUUCUUAAGGCUUUGGAGCAUUAGGAGUGGAAGAAAAAAUAUGAAUAAAGUACUUACCCUCAAAGUACUGUCAAAAUAGUUAGGGAUCAACACCAUAUUUUGUUUAGAUUUUUACUGCAAAUAUUUUCCAAAUGAUUUUUUGAUGAUGACUACAGAAUUGUGCAUAUAAGUAAAACAAUUUCACACCCUGCUGAUCCUUACUGAGUUGACAAGAUCGUGAUAGCGAAGUUGUUUUCUUAAUAUUCUCUUGCAGGAUAGAGUGGAAAAUCUGAUAAAGGUGGAAGCCAAAUCAGUAUUACCUAAUUGUUAAGAUUAUUACCUUUUGAAUUUACAGCUGAGAAAAUAUUUGUAAAACCACCAAAAUAAUCAUGUUUGUUAUUUUAAAGGUAGUAAUUGUUAGUGCUACAUCUCAAUUAAAGAAUCAAAAUAUGACUAGAUAUCAUGUAUGAAGAUUUAUUGACAGUUAUUGAACUGAAGUGUCUUUAAUAAAUAUGACCAUAUUACUGAAGAUGUAAGAUCAUUCCUGUCCAUUUUAAACACUUGUAAAUGAAAUCUCACAAAAUUAAAUAUUUCUGAUAAAAGAAAACAGAUUUACUCUUAUUCUCACUGUAGAUUCAUAAAUUUGGUAACAGCAGCAUAUCAGAAAAAUAUUUGAUCUAUAAUCUGUUUUGAAAAAUAGUGCUUUAUUUGUCUAUAUAAAGAGAAUGUCUGCUAAUUAAUACAAUUAAUUGGGAAAAUAUUUGUGUAUUAAACUUCAUUUGAAUGAAGUGAACCAAUAGAUUCAUGAAAAUUUUAAAUGAUGUUAUUAUAGCUUUAUUUUGAUCUUUAAUUGGGAAACAUCUAUACAGAACAAACUUUUUGGUUAUAUAUAUGCAUGUAUGUGUAUAAUUUGUAUCUUUACCAGGGGCCAAUAGGAAUAAUGAGCUGUAGAAAGUAAAUAAUUGCAUGUCUUCCCUCAAUCCCCCAUGUUGAUUUCCAUGCUAUGAGGUUCUUAGGUUUUCAAGGGUGUAGUAACUGGGAGGUUACUACAAGGGUGUAGUCCUGGAAGGACUCAGGAUGAAGGCCAUAGUACCAUGCUGGGCUGAGGCUGCACAUUUCCUGCUCUUCUAUGGUUUCUCCUCAUGUCUCUCUGCUUUUGAUAACCUUUUAGGUGUGUUAAAGAUUCAGUUUUUCAAAAACGAGUUUCUUAAAAAUUUGAACUGGUAUAACAUCUCAGACUACAGAUAGAACCAACACUUAUUGGAAAACUUUCUUUUCUCCUCUUCCUGCCUUAAAAGAUAAGCAACAAAGUAAGAUUUCUUUCUUUAUGGAUAUAGAACUGAUUAUUUUUAUCCCCUUUUCUUCUUACCUUGAGGUGUUGAUAACAUAUGCUCUGAGUUGCAAAGUAACUCACAUUUUAAUCAGCUGUUGUACAACUAUAAAACAAAUUUUCAACUUUUUACAUGACUCAGAACUUAUAUUCCUCAUCUUUAAAGCAUCUAGCCUGUUACUUGUAACCCCACUCUUUGUAACAGAUUUCUUAUGUAAU
Molecule: messenger RNA, 2789 nt
Organism: Nannospalax galili (Upper Galilee mountains blind mole rat)
Lineage: Eukaryota; Metazoa; Chordata; Mammalia; Rodentia; Spalacidae
Gene: Tram1l1
Product: translocation associated membrane protein 1 like 1
Exons: 1
Coding region: 35-1129 (364 amino acids)
Biological process (GO): protein insertion into ER membrane; SRP-dependent cotranslational protein targeting to membrane, translocation
Cellular component (GO): endoplasmic reticulum membrane
Source: RefSeq, a predicted model, not a curated record